Messenger RNA from Lecanosticta acicola, 627 nucleotides. The record is from the annotation of a GenBank genome assembly. NCBI's taxonomy places the organism in Eukaryota, Fungi, Ascomycota, Dothideomycetes, Mycosphaerellales, Mycosphaerellaceae.
AUGAGCUCUACCAACAGCGCCGCGUUUCGCGUCCUAGACACCGCCGAACUACUCGAGAAGAUCCUCCUGUGCCUGGGAGAGGGCACCGAGGAUGACGGGCCCGUGAAGCAGCUUUUCACCCUCCAACGCGUCGACAAGACCUUCCGCAACAGCAUCCAAGCCUCCAGCAAGCUGCGCCGCCUCAUGUGCCUAGAAUUGGAGCCCACCGCCUCUGAUCUCGGCAAGAGAGCUCCACUGCGCUGGCUGCUGCGCAACCUCGGCCACCGCUUCAACACCAUGGACCGUUACCGCGCCGUCAUCAACAAAUUCCACGUCACCCGGCAGCUCGACGGCCCCGUCGUCGACUUCUACAACAAAUACGACAGUCUCGAAGCUUCCUGGCACAACAUCAAGAUCUCCGCGCAGGAGAUCCGCUUCAAAGUCUUCUACUACGCGGGCCCCCUGAGAGAGCACUCAGGGGGUGUCGCCGUCCAGCUCAACUUCGAAGACGGAACGACUCUAGGCAAGGCUUGGGAGAUGUAUCGCGAGAACUUGAUCUUGCACCAGAAGCGCUUGGAGAGGAAGGUCGGAGGGGAUUUCUUUUGGGUUGAAGAGGCGAGAAAGAAGGGGCGUGGCCGUAAGAAGUAG